AUGCACCUGAGAUUCCACACUAGAGAAAGGCUUCAUGUGUUUAGCAGAAGUGACAAAUCCUUUAGACAAAGCUCAACCAUCAGUCAACAUCGAAAAAUUUAUACUGGUUCAGGACAGGACAAGUGUAGCAAAUGUGGGAAAUCCUUAACUCACAACUGUGUCCUCAUUUAUCCCCAGAGAUUGCACAGUGGAGAAAACAGUUCUGUGUGCAGUGACUGUGCAAAAUCUUUUUCCCAUAGCUCUGUGUUCAUUCGACAUAAGAGAGUUUUUUCUGGAGAAAGGUUUUAUAAGUGUAGUGACUGUGUGAAAUCUUUUACCUGUAGGUCUGCCCUCAUUUAUCAUCAGAGAUCUCACACAGGAGAAAGGCCUUAUGAGUGCAGUGAAUGUGGGAAGUCCUUUACCACUAACCGCAUUCUCCGUUGUCAUCAGAGAUCUCACACAGGAGAAAAGCCUUAUAAAUGCAGUGAGUGUGGGAAGUCUUUUACCUCUACCAGUGCUUUCCAAUAUCAUCAGAGAGUUCAUUCUGGAGAAAGGCCUUAUGAGUGCAGUGAAUGUGGGAAAUCUUUUAUGUCUAGGUCUACAUUCAUUUCUCAUCAUAGAUAUCACACAGGAGAAAGGCCUUAUGAGUGCAGUGAAUGUGAGAAAUCUUUUGUCUCUAGCUCUAACCUCCAUUAUCAUCAAAGCACUCACACUGGAGAAAGGCCUUAUGAGUGCAGUGAAUGUGGGAAAUUUUUUAUUACUCCUGCUCUUCUUCGUUACCAUCAGAGAAUUCAUUCUAGUGAAUGGCCUUAUACGUGCAGUGAAUGUGGGAAAUCUUUCACCUCUAAAUCCAACUUUUGUUAUCAUCAGAGAGUUCAUUGUGGAGAAAAGGCUUGUAUAAAGUGCAGCGAAUGCGGGAAAUCCUUGACCAGUAUCAGUGCCCUCCGUUAUCAUCAGAGAGUUCAUUCUGGAGAGAGGCCUCAUGAGUGCAGUGACUGUGGGAAAUCUUUUAUGUCUAGGUCUGCCCUCAGAUAUCAUCAGAUAUCACACACAGGAGAAAGACCUUAUAAGUGCAGUGAAUGUGGGAAGGCUUUUAAAACUAGCUCCAACCUCAGUUAUCAUCAGAGAGUUCACACAGGAGAAAGGCCUUAUGAGUGCAGUGAAUGUGGGAAAUCCUUUAUUUCUAUCAAUGAUCUGUGUAAUCAUUAUAGAUUUCAUUCUGAAGAAAAACCUUAUAAGUGUAGCAAAUGUGGGAAAUCCUUUAUCCUUAGGAAUAGCUUCAUUCAACACCAGAUAGUUCACACAGGAGAAAAUCUUUAUGGAUGUAGUGAGUGUGGGAAAUAUUUUAAAAGAAAGUAUAGGCUUAUUGAACACCAGAGUAUUCACACAGGAGAAAGGCCUUACAAAUGCACUGAAUGUGGGAAAUCUUUUAUUACUAAUUACCUCUUCCGUGUUCAUCAGAGAAAUCACACUGGAGAGAAGCCUUAUGAGUGCAGUGAAUGUGGGAAAUCUUUUACCACUAGCUCCACCCUCCGUUAUCAUCGUAGAAUUCAUACUGGAGAAAGGCCUUACAAAUGCACCAAAUGUGGGAAAUCUUUUGCCUCUAAUUGCCUCCGUGUACAUCUGAGAAAUCACACUGGAGAGAAGCCUUAUGAGUGCAGUGAAUGUGGGAAAUCCUUUACUAGGAACUCUAGCCUUCAUUAUCAUCAGAUUACUCACACUGGAAAGAAGCCUUAUAAGUGCAGUGAAUGUGGGAAAUCCUUUACCAGCAACUCUAGCCUUCGUUAUCAUCAGAGUACUCACACUGGAAAGAAGCCUUAUGAGUGCAGUGAGUGUGGAAAAUCCUUUACCAACAACUCUAGCCUUCGUUAUCAUCAGAGGGCUCACACUGGAGAAAGGCCUUUUAAGUGCACUGAAUGUGGUAAAUCUUUUACUCGUAGCUCCACCUUCUAUUAUCAUCAGAGAGUUCACAGUGGAGAAAGGCCUUUUAAGUGCAGUGAAUGUGGGAAAUCUUUUAUUAACAGCUCCAAACUGCGUUGUCAUGAGAGAGGUCACACUGGAGAAAGGCCUAAAUGUGGGCAAUAUUUUAUGAGCAAAUCCUUCUGA
Molecule: messenger RNA, 2085 nt
Organism: Kogia breviceps (pygmy sperm whale)
Lineage: Eukaryota; Metazoa; Chordata; Mammalia; Artiodactyla; Physeteridae
Source: RefSeq, a predicted model, not a curated record